AUGCCUGAAACUUUAACACCGAUUCUCCAACACCUAAACCUUUCAGAUCAAAUGUUUCUGUUAAUGCUGCCAACAGAAUUGGUUCUGUUGCUGUUGUUAUUCCUGGAAGAACAAAAGGAUAUAAGCUCAUUGUCUCGAACAUGUGUCCGCCUUCAUACUAUCCUGAGCCCAUGGCUCUAUCGAAACAAUGCUCGAAAUUUAGGGAGCUCCGCUCUUUUAUGGGCUGCUAAAAAUGGGAAUGAGGCUACCGCUCACCAUUUGAUCCUAGGAGGAGCUAAUAUCAGUAUAACAGAUGAUAUUGGCCUCACGCCUCUUUCUUACACUGCAGCAAAAGGACACGAGUCCAUCAAAAAAGCAAAUGCAGACUCUGUUGGCCUUAGGGGCUGGACGCCAUUGUUCUGGGCUGCAGAGAAUGGGCAGGAGGCGGUGGUGAAGUUGCUACUUCAGACAGAAACUAGAAGGACCCCACUUGCCAUUUUGGCACAGAAUAACCACAAAAAUGUAGCGAAGCUGUUACUCGAUGCAGGGAAGGUUGAUAUGGACUUAAUAGGGUAUUGGGGCCGAACUGCAUUAUCCUACGCUACAGCAAAGGAAUACUCAACCGUGGUGCAACUAUUGAUUGAGACAGAGAAAACACCAUUGUUCUGGGCAGCAGAUACUGGGCAAGAGGCAAUUGUGAAAUUGCUGCUCGAGACAGGAAAGAUUGAUAUGAACUUGAAAGGCUUUUAG
Penicillium crustosum is the source of this 729-nucleotide messenger RNA. Its product is annotated as ankyrin repeat domain-containing protein. The transcript is spliced from 4 exons. Gene Ontology annotation, molecular function: protein binding. The coding region runs from base 1 to 729 and encodes 242 amino acids. The record is from RefSeq and is a predicted model, not a curated record. Lineage: Eukaryota; Fungi; Ascomycota; Eurotiomycetes; Eurotiales; Aspergillaceae.